Messenger RNA from Brienomyrus brachyistius, 3476 nucleotides. RefSeq names its product exostosin-1b-like. Bases 776 to 3055 code for a protein of 759 amino acids. The record is from RefSeq and is a predicted model, not a curated record. The transcript has 11 exons. Gene Ontology annotation, molecular function: glycosyltransferase activity. NCBI's taxonomy places the organism in Eukaryota, Metazoa, Chordata, Actinopteri, Osteoglossiformes, Mormyridae. Gene Ontology annotation, cellular component: membrane.
CGGACUGCAUGCACACCAAUGGAAAAGUUCACAGCCUGACGAGAGGACGUCACUUCAUCUGCAGGCUUACAGGGGCUGCACUGUUAACAGCAAGCGGGGAGAACUGCCCUACACAUGUCGAUACGCGUCUACUGGUCCCCGGCUGCUGUUCAUCGUUGUUUAUCCCGUGACUCUGCAGGAGGCAUAUAAAAGGAAGUGUGCAGCUUCGUGCGAGCGCAGCCGAUCUUAUCCUCCGCUUUAUGCUCUUCUCUGCAGCCUUAAAAUAAGCGAGGUUUAGCGAGCCCCACCGUAAGGGACCGUAUAUAAAGCAGCUCUGUACUGCUUACGCCGGACCGGCUCUUCAGGAAGGUCGCUCUAUACUGGCAGUGUUGGUUCCUCAGGGCCGGUGCCGGAAAGAUGCACCGGCUCUCUUUACUUUACGACCGUGGGACUAGUUAAACUAGUUGCUUUCGAUAAAGGAUUGUCUUUAUAUAUAUUUAAGGCAUUGUCUCUAAAUUCCCACACGGAAUAUGGAGACGUUUAAGUGACGGCACUGUCGGGUCACAUAGUAGUAGAUGGAAGAGAGGAUACGGCUUAUAUAUCAAAAUCGGCCCGAUGCGCUUCAUCAUUCGCCUGAUUGGGAUAACGAAGUCGAAGACGGUGGGAAGGGCGAGUUUGAAGCGGCAGGGGGCCGCCGGUGGAAGAUGGCGGAGUGGAUCAGGCGGAUGGGCUGAGGAGCGGAGUUCGGGGCGCUUCGGCUUUACUCAGCGGCACCUGGUCGCGGACCGGAGGACACAUGCAAGCCAAAAAGCGCUUUUUCAUACUGCUCUUCGUCGGUGCAUGCAUCCUGCUGCUGCUUCUUAUUGGAGGGGGACCGGCGCACAGAAGCAGGAUGCACCGCAGUGGCCGUCAUCUCGGGCGCUCCUGGCAGCGUUUCUCGGACCCCCUGCAGCCAUUCGCGUCUCCGGAGCAGCCGGAGACCGAUAAUCACGGUAUGCGGCGAAGAAGGGAUGCCGAUCCCGGCAUGUAUAAAGGAAAGGAGUGCCGCAUGGAGUCAUGCUUCGACUUCUCCCGGUGCGAGAGCAACGGCUUCAAAGUUUACGUUUAUCCGAGGCAGAAGGCGGAUAAGAUCUCAGAAAGUUACCAGAACAUCUUAGCAGCCAUCGAGGGCUCCAGGUUUUACACUCCGGACCCAAUGAAGGCGUGCCUUUUUGUUUUGGCUUUGGAUACUCUGGACCGGGACCAGUUGUCGCCGCAGUAUGUGCCCAGUCUGAAAGCGAAGGUGCAGAGCCAGCCUUUCUGGGACGACGGCAGGAACCACCUGAUAUUCAACCUGUACUCGGGGACAUGGCCGGAUUACACAGAAGAUCUGGGCUUUGACGUGGGCCAGGCGAUGGUGGCCAAGGCGAGCAUCAGCACGGAGAGCUUCAGAACCAACUUCGACGUCUCCAUCCCGCUUUUCAGCAAGGAGCACCCCAGGAGCGGGGGUGAGCGGGGCUUUCUGAAGUAUAACUCUAUCCCCCCUUUCAGGAAAUACACGCUGGUGUUUAAGGGCAAGCGCUACCUGACAGGCAUCGGGUCGGACGCACGAAACGCCCUGCACCACGUCCACAACGCGGAAGACAUUGUCCUGCUGACCACGUGCAGGCACGGCAGGGACUGGCAGAGGCACGAGGACGGCCGCUGCGCGCGGGACAAUGCCGAGUACGACAGGUUUGACUACAGGGAGAUGCUGCACAACUCCACCUUCUGCCUGGUGCCCCGUGGCCGCCGCCUGGGUUCCUUCCGCUUCCUGGAGGCUCUGCAGGCCGCCUGCAUCCCUGUCGUGCUCAGUAACGGCUGGGAGCUGCCCUUCUCUGAGGUCAUCGACUGGAGCAGCGCUGCCAUCAUCGGGGACGAGCGGCUGCUGCUGCAGAUUCCGUCCAUCGUUCGAUCUGUCCACCGGGACAAAAUCCUGUCCCUGCGGCAGCAGACACAGUUCCUCUGGGAGGCGUACUUCUCAUCUGUGGAGAAGAUCGUGCUGACGACGCUGGAGAUCAUCCAGGACCGACUCCUCCGGCAUGCAGCCCGCAGGACCGUGAUGUGGAACCGCCUUCCUGGGGGCCUCUUCGCCUUGCCGGAGUACUCCACCUACCUGGGGGACUUCCCCUUCUACUACGCCCAGCUGGGUGCGUCCCAGGGGAGUCACCUGGGGGAUUCUGGAGCCGGUUCACCGAGCCCGCGGCAACACCAACUGUGGGCCUCGUCUCUUUGGAUCAGACCUCAGCGUAAGUUCACCGCCAUCAUCCACGCCGUAUCCCCUCUGCUGUCCCAGUCUCAGCCCAUCCUGAAGCUCAUGGCUGCCGUCUCCAGAUCUCUCUACUGUGCUCAGAUCAUCGUCCUGUGGAAUUGCGAGAAGCCACUGCCCCCCGCAUUCCGCUGGCCGUCCGUCUCAGUGCCCGUCGUCGUCAUUGAGGCAGACGCCAAGGUGAUGAGCAGCCGGUUCCAACAUUCCGAUGCUAUAACAACAGACGCCGUCCUGAGCCUGGAUGAGGACACUGUUCUCUCCACCACUGAGGUGGAUUUCGCCUUCACCGUCUGGCAGAGCUUCCCGGAGAGGAUUGUGGGGUAUCCGGCUCGUAGCCAUUACUGGGACGCCGCUAAGCAGCGAUGGGCUUACACGUCCAAGUGGACUAACGACUACUCCAUGGUUCUCACUGGAGCUGCAAUCUACCACAAAUACUAUCACUACCUGUACACCUACUACCUGCCACCCAGUCUGAGAAGCAUGGUGGACCAGCUGGCCAACUGCGAGGACAUCCUCAUGAAUUUCCUGGUGUCCUCCGUCACCAGGCUGCCUCCCAUCAAGGUGACGCAGAAGAAGCAGUACAAGGAGACCAUGAUGAGCCAGGCUUCCCGGGCCUCGCACUGGGCCGACCCGGACCACUUCGCCCAGCGUCAGACCUGCAUGAACAAAUUCGCCAGCUGGUUUGGCACCAUGCCCCUGCUCCGCUCCCAGAUGAGGCUGGAUCCGCUUCUCUUUAAGGACCAGGUCUCCAUCUUACGCAAGAAGUACCGGGACAUCGAGAGGCCCUGACUUUGUUUCUGGGAGACCCAGGUGGAUGGACGGAGACGGAGAGCCCUGGGGCCCCAAUGGCUGGAGUGCCAACAUGUUCAACUUCACUGCUUAUAGAUUAUUAUUUCCAGCUCAAAUGCGUGGACGACAGCGACAGCCCCCCGGUCUGACAGUGCCCUGCUCUGUGUAACUGUGCACACUUAACUGUACAUCACAGAGCUGCACUUUCUGCUGCCCCAUCUCCCUCCAAGCCCUGGCAGCACCUUCAAGCCCUGGAGACUCACCCGAGACACAAGGACGGCCAGGCGUCCACCGUGCCUGAAAAGCUUCCAAAAGUAAUGAUUUCCUGAGUCCAGAUGGAGCACAUGGAACUGGAUAAGCCCUCUUUAUUUGUGGCUAUUUGUACUUGUUUACAUAUUAAAUUAUUUGUAGGUUUUCUAUU